This is a messenger RNA of Liolophura sinensis, 870 nucleotides long. Its product is annotated as G-protein coupled receptor 83-like. Lineage: Eukaryota; Metazoa; Mollusca; Polyplacophora; Chitonida; Chitonidae. The coding region runs from base 1 to 870 and encodes 289 amino acids. Gene Ontology annotation, biological process: G protein-coupled receptor signaling pathway. Gene Ontology annotation, molecular function: G protein-coupled receptor activity. The record is from RefSeq and is a predicted model, not a curated record. The transcript has a single exon. Gene Ontology annotation, cellular component: plasma membrane.
AUGACCAUUCUGUCACUGGCCGCCGCGGAUAUUUGCAUCGCUUUGUUUGUCAUUCCAGGCAUGGUUUCUGCGCAGUUCUCAGAGAGAUAUAUGGUGAAUAUUAUCUGCAAGAUUUGUCACUACGCCUCUCACGUGUCUAUGUCCGCGGCAUCUUUGUCACUGGUGGCUGUGGCAGGAGACAGACUGAAGGCUAUCGCCCUGCCCUUCAAACCGAAGAUGACGAUGGGAGAAGUUGGUAUAGUAGUGGCAGUGGUGUGGAUUCUGUCAUGCGCUUACGGAUUUCGUGUCCCCUUCCUGUUUGAAAUUACGCCCGUCCUCGUGCAGGACGAUUAUGGUCAGGUCGUCAGCCGAAUGAUAUGUAGUGUCCCCGUCGCUGAUUCUCAGAGGAACGCUCCUUUAGUCGUCCUGGAUUUUAUCAUCGUUUUUGCCCUGCCCGCCAUCACCAUCGCCAUAUCCUACAUAUCUCUUCUUUAUUUCCUUUCAAAAAACUCGAUGCAAAUGGGUGGAAAGGUGUCUGGUGCGAAGAAGAACAAGAAAGCUCUUCGUCUGUCCAUCUUCAUGAUAGCCAUGUUUAUAUUUUGUCACAUGCCCGUUCACACGUUCAGGCUUUAUCUGUCACGUGACCACGCCAUCAUCCCGGAAUCGUUUGACCUGAUUCGCGCUUUUGACAUCAUGUCCAUCUUAAACGGUGUGCUAAACCCGAUUGUGUACGGAUUUUUGAACAAACAAAUACGAGAUGCCUUCUUAGAGUUGGUCGGAAGAAACGGUCAACGUCCGAGUCACACUGCUCACAACCGUGUCCAUCCAACUGGACUAACUGACGUCGACGCCUCAAAAAUAGCAACGAUCAUAGCGAGUCACACCCAAUAA